ACGUACGUACAAAUUAAACCAAGCUCUUUCAUUUUCCAACAAUGGCUUCUCACUACUAUUUCGUGAUUAUGGUUCAAAUUUUGGCCUUCAUUUCUCUAUUCAAUGUUUGUUUUGCUUCGAGGAAGCUCAGUGCUUUGGUUGAAGAACCACAAACCCAGCUCCUCCGUUACCAUAACGGCGCUCUUCUCAACGGCAGAAUCGCCGUCAAUCUCAUCUGGUACGGCAAAUUCAAACCCUCACAGAGGGCCAUCGUCGCCGAUUUCAUCACCUCCCUCUCAGCACCAGCAUCGCCGACGGCGAAGUCUGCUGCCAGCCAACCAUCCGUCGCCAAGUGGUGGAAGGCCACCGAGAAAUACUACAACAUCGCCAACUCAAAAACCCCACUCUCGCUCUACCUGGGCAGACAGAUCAUCGACGACAAGUACUCCCUCGGAAAAUCCCUCUCCGAGAAGAAAAUCGUCCAGUUGGCAUCUAACGGCGACCAAAAGAACGCAAUCAACGUCGUACUAACGGCGUCUGACGUCGCCGUCGACGGAUUCUGCUUCAACAGAUGCGGGACACACGGUUCCAAAAGUACCCCUGUGAAGGGCAAGAAUAACAAGUUUGCCUACAUCUGGGUUGGCAACUCGGAGACUCAGUGCCCAGGUUACUGCGCGUGGCCAUUCCAUCAGCCCAUUUACGGCCCGCAAAGCCCAGCCCUUAUUGCCCCCAACAACGAUGUGGGCCUAGACGGUAUGGUCAUGAGUUUGAGCGGCCUUUUAGCGGGUACGGUUACCAACCCGUUUGGAAACGGGUUCUAUCAAGGCACAUCUGAGGCCCCACUCGAAGCUGCAUCCGCCUGCCCCGGAGUCUACGCUAAAGGAGCAUAUCCGGGUUACGCCGGAGACUUAUUGGUGGACCCCACCACUGGUGCUAGCUACAAUGCGCACGGCGCUGAUGGCCGGAAAUACUUGCUUCCGGCUAUUUACGAUCCUUCCACUUCCAAAUGUUCCACUUUAGUUUGAUUUUUGUUAUAUAUAGAAUCAAUUAGAAUAUUAUUACAUAGAGGGAAAUAUUGUAAUAGGGAAAUCAUUCAUUCAUUC
Molecule: messenger RNA, 1082 nt
Organism: Erythranthe guttata (spotted monkey flower)
Lineage: Eukaryota; Viridiplantae; Streptophyta; Magnoliopsida; Lamiales; Phrymaceae
Product: protein PHOSPHATE-INDUCED 1
Source: RefSeq, a predicted model, not a curated record